UACUGGACUCACGCACAGUAAUGGGGGAUCUAGGAUGGAUAGCCUACCCAAAAAAUGGGUGGGAAGAAAUUGGUGAGGUGGAUGAAAACUACGCCCCGAUACACACGUACCAAGUAUGCAAGGUAAUGGAACAGAAUCAGAACAACUGGCUUCUGACCAGCUGGAUCUCUAAUGAAGGGGCAUCCCGCAUCUUCAUUGAGCUCAAAUUCACCCUGAGGGACUGUAACAGCCUUCCAGGAGGACUUGGGACUUGCAAAGAGACCUUUAACAUGUAUUACUUCGAAUCAGAUGAUGAAGAUGGGAGGAACAUCAAAGAAAACCAGUACAUCAAGAUCGAUACCAUUGCUGCUGAUGAGAGCUUCACAGAGUUAGACCUCGGUGACAGAGUUAUGAAGCUAAACACAGAGGUGAGAGAUGUCGGGCCCCUAACAAAAAAGGGAUUCUACCUCGCUUUUCAGGACGUGGGUGCCUGCAUCGCCCUGGUCUCCGUGCGUGUGUACUACAAAAAAUGCCCAUCGGUGAUCCGCAACCUGGCUCGCUUUCCUGACACCAUCACGGGAGCGGAUUCCUCGCAGCUGCUAGAGGUGUCGGGCGUCUGCGUCAACCACUCAGUGACGGAGGAGGCGCCGAAGAUGCACUGCAGUGCUGAGGGGGAAUGGCUGGUGCCCAUCGGGAAGUGCUUGUGCAAGGCAGGGUAUGAGGAGAAGAACAACACCUGCCAAGUAUGCAGACCUGGGUUCUUCAAAGCUUCACCCCACAGUCCAUCCUGCAGCAAAUGUCCCCCUCACAGCUACACGCUUGAUGAAGCAUCCACAUCUUGCCUGUGUGAAGAGCACUAUUUUAGGAAGGAAUCAGACCCACCUACAAUGGCCUGUACAAGACCCCCCUCUGCUCCUCGGAGUGCCAUCUCAAAUGUUAACGAGACUAGUGUCUUUCUGGAAUGGAUUCCCCCUGCUGAUACUGGUGGAAGGAAAGAUGUGUCUUAUUAUAUUGCAUGCAAGAAGUGCAGCUCACACUCAGGUCUGUGUGAGGCGUGUGGCGGUCAUGUCAGGUACCUCCCCCAGCAAACCGGCCUGAAAAACACCUCUGUCAUGAUGGUGGAUCUGCUUGCUCAUACAAACUAUACCUUUGAAAUUGAGGCAGUGAAUGGAGUGUCCGACCAGAACCCCGGAGCCCGGCAGUUUGUGUCUGUAAAUGUAACCACAAACCAGGCAGCACCUUCUCCAGUCAGUAGUGUGAAAAAAGGGAAGGUAACUAAAAAUAGCAUCUCCCUUUCCUGGCAGGAGCCAGAUCGACCCAACGGCAUCAUCCUGGAAUACGAAAUCAAAUAUUUUGAAAAGGACCAGGAGACGAGCUACACCAUCAUCAAAUCCAAAGAGACGACGAUUACGGCAGAUGGCUUGAAACCAGGCUCGGUGUACGUCUUCCAGAUCCGAGCCCGGACAGCUGCUGGCUACGGUGGCUUCAGCCGAAGAUUUGAGUUUGAAACCAGCCCAGUGUCAGUAGCUGCAUCCAGCGACCAGAGCCAGAUUCCUAUAAUUGUUGUGUCUGUAACAGUGGGAGUCAUUCUGCUGGCUGUUGUUAUCGGUUUCCUUCUCAGCGGAAGGCGAUGUGGCUAUAGCAAGGCUAAACAAGAUCCAGAAGAAGAAAAGAUGCAUUUUCAUAACGGCCACAUUAAGCUGCCUGGAGUAAGGACCUACAUUGACCCCCACACCUAUGAGGAUCCUAAUCAAGCUGUCCACGAGUUUGCUAAGGAAAUUGAAGCUUCCUGCAUAACCAUUGAAAGAGUUAUCGGAGCUGGUGAAUUUGGGGAAGUCUGCAGUGGGCGGCUGAAGCUGCAGGGAAAGCGUGAAUUCCCGGUGGCUAUCAAAACCCUGAAGGUGGGCUACACGGAGAAACAGAGGCGAGAUUUCUUGGGAGAAGCAAGCAUCAUGGGGCAGUUUGACCACCCCAACAUCAUCCACCUGGAAGGCGUCGUCACAAAAAGCAAGCCGGUAAUGAUAGUGACUGAGUACAUGGAGAAUGGUUCUCUAGAUACAUUUUUAAAGAAGAACGAUGGGCAGUUCACGGUCAUUCAGCUGGUCGGGAUGCUGCGAGGCAUCGCGUCAGGAAUGAAGUACCUGUCUGACAUGGGUUACGUACACAGAGAUCUGGCUGCCAGGAAUAUCCUAAUCAACAGCAACUUGGUCUGCAAGGUGUCAGACUUUGGCCUCUCCAGAGUCCUAGAAGAUGACCCCGAAGCAGCGUACACCACCAGGGGAGGGAAGACCCCCAUCCGAUGGACAGCACCCGAAGCAAUCGCCUUCCGCAAAUUCACAUCAGCCAGCGACGUCUGGAGCUACGGCAUCGUGAUGUGGGAGGUGAUGUCCUACGGCGAGAGGCCUUACUGGGAAAUGACAAACCAAGACGUGAUUAAAGCCGUGGAGGAAGGCUAUCGCCUGCCAAGUCCCAUGGACUGCCCUGCUGCUCUCUACCAGCUAAUGCUCGACUGCUGGCAGAAGGACCGCAACAGCAGGCCCAAGUUUGACGAAAUUGUCAGCAUGUUGGACAAGCUCAUCCGUAACCCAAGCAGCUUGAAGACGCCCUUAUCAGGUUGCUCAGGGCCUCUAUCAAAUCUGUUGGUAGAGCACAGUCCAGUCGGGAGUGGUGCCUACAGGUCAGUGGGUGAGUGGCUGGAAGCCAUCAAAAUGGGCCGGUACACGGAGAUCUUCAUGGAGAAUGGAUACAGUUCGAUGGAUGCUGUGGCUCAAGUGACCCUAGAGGAUUUGAGGCGGCUGGGAGUGACACUUGUUGGUCACCAGAAGAAGAUAAUGAACAGCCUUCAAGAGAUGAAGGUCCAGUUGGUGAAUGGGAUGGUGCCGUUGUAACUCGGUUUUAAAGUCGCUUCCUCAAGUGGGUCGGUCCUGCACUUUGUACACUAGCCCCGAGAUUUAUUUUGACUAAAAAAAAAAAAAAAAAAAAAAAAAAGAUAAAAAGGGAAAUUCAGUGACUUCUAGAACUGAAGGACGUUGGCCUCUGCCGCAGUGUUUCUAAAGCAGUGUCUGACUGAAGUUUUCCUUUCUUCCCGUUUGUGUCCUCAUUUUCAUGAAGUAAAUGUAAGAUGCAUGGAACAUGGAAACAAAUCUGCUGUACGUGAGGUUAACCCGUCUCUUAAGCUUCAGCAACAAGGACAACAAGCCUUCCCACCACACGUUGUCUGUACAUGGGAGAUAUAUAUAUAGACACAUAUAUAUAUAGCACCUUUAUAUACCGAAUUACAGCAGCACAUGGUCGUACUUCCAAGGACUGGCUUGAGCGGAGGAGUUGGGUAGCCCUUUGUGGGCUCCCAGAAGCUGCGGUUUACUGAAGUUUAACUUCCAAGUCUUACUUGUCUACAGAAGUGUAUUGAAGAGCAAUAUGAUUAGAUUAUUUCUCGAUAGAUAUUUUGUUUUGUAAAGUAAAAGAAAAGAAAAAUGCUGUUACACAGCAUUAAGUUAUAGAGACUAGUGUAUAAACAUGUUGCUUGCUCCAUGGCAAAUACAAUACAGGGUGUAUAUUU
Tauraco erythrolophus (red-crested turaco) is the source of this 3538-nucleotide messenger RNA. The record is from RefSeq and is a predicted model, not a curated record. Lineage: Eukaryota; Metazoa; Chordata; Aves; Musophagiformes; Musophagidae.